AUGAAGAAAAACCUUUCAGCUCAUUCAAUAAUUAAUGGAUUGCUUUCUUCAAAACCUGAAAACAUUUUAGAGACUAUACAAAUUUUGGGUCAAAUUGAUGCGAAUGGUACUCCAUCUAAUUUACUUGAUUAUUUAAAAGUAUCACCAUUAUGUUUGGAGCUUCUUCAGGUCUGGUCGAGGUAUGUGGUUGAAAGUAUUUCAGUCAAGAAAAAUAAAAACUUUAUUCAAAAUGGAGAGUCUAACGAAAGAAAGAUAGUAAUAGCAGCUUUAAAUUGUAUUUCAGAAAUUAUUGAGUAUUAUAUUUUAGUUUACAGAAUAAGAAAAACAGAGAUGAAUCAAUUCAAUGAAUUUAAGGAAAACAUAGAAAAGCUUGGUAUGUUAAUUAUUUCCAAAUAUAAAAUGAAUAUAUAUCGUCAUUUAAAUUCAACUUCUAAGGUAUUAAUAUCAUCAUCACUAAGGUUACUAGCAUCAAUUUCAGGUCUAAGUAAAUCUCAUAAACAAGAGAUUUUGCAUGAAUUUAAUUUUAGUUUACCAUCAUUUAUUUCAAUAAGUAAAUUCUUUGAAUACAAAAAGAGAGAAAGGACAGAAUUUGAGGAUUUUACAAUUAAUCCAGAAAAAAAUGAUAUCUUUAUCAUUUUGUUUCAGAAAAGAUCAGAAAUUGGAGUUAGAAUUCAGUAUUUAAGAUUUUUAUUAUCAUUUUUGGAUCUUUUAUCCUUUAACUCAUCGAAACAGUUUGAUUCGAAUAUUAAUGAAAAAGAUAUUAUUGAAUUUUUGAAGAUUCGUAAUAUAAGCAAUACCAUAUUUAAGAACUCUAUUCAGUAUGAUAGUUUAAACAUUUCCAAAAACUUAUUAUUUGCUUUUGAGCAUUUAAUUUUGGAAAAUGAUGAUAUUCCUAAUACUUUAAAAGGGUCAUUUUUUAACUUAACAGUGAUUAAUUAUAUAUUUACUAAUUUGGUUGAUAUGCUUUCUCAAAUUGAUUUUAAACAACAAUUGGAAGCUACUGAUCAUGAUUUAGAAAGAUAUGCCAGAAUUAUUGAAAGACUUUUAAGAUUACAUAUUAAUGUUAGAACCAAAGAAAGUGUUAGGUUGAUAUUUGUUUGGUUUAAGAGUAUUAAUAGACAAGUUAAAUAUCCAAUUGUACAGAAGUUGUUGAUAAGUAUAUACUCUGACCUUACUCUUAAGGAAAAGUUAGAAUACUAUCAAAGUUCUACACUUCAACUUAACUUUAUUGGAGAAAGUAAAUUAGAGGGAAUUCUUGUUUUAGCAUUUGUUUCCAGCUUAAUUAAAUGUAUUACUCAAUCUGAGAAAGAUGAUCUUCAGAAAUAUAUCAUCCAAAACAUUUUAAAUAAAAAUUCAGUUUCAGAUCUUGAGAUUGGAGUAAAAUAUUUAGUGGAUUGGAUCAUCCCUUCAUUUAUCAAUAAGAUUUUAUUAGGAGUUGCAGGAGCAGGUAGUGGUGGUGGAGUAAAGUUACUUAAUACAAGAGAGAACUUAUUUUUAAAUAUCUCAAAUUUGGCCAUUUUGAUUAAUUUAUCAAAAAGGUUAUCUCUUAUUACUGAAAUCAUUGUCUCAAAUUCAGUAGAAUCUCAAUUAAAGGACACUGGUGAAUUUUUAAUUAAUAUGAUAAAACAAAUCAUAUACCAAUCUUUUCCAGAUCUUGGUAAUAUAUUGAGUUUACUGAGACAUUAUUUUAAGAAUGGAGAUCAAAAAGAAGAUCAUCAAAAUCACAUAAACAACUUCUUUUUAAAAAGAGACCAUUAUACUAAUGCUUAUGAUUUAAAACAAAGUUUGAGGGAUACUAAUUAUUCUUCUGAUCAGAAUAGUACUAGUGUUAUUGGAAAAGAGUAUAUAGAACAUAAUGAUCAUAAUGAAGAUCAAGAUGAAGAUGAAGAUGAUGGGAUGUUUAUCAAUAUAAUUGCAUCAAAGAGUCCUAAUAGAAAGGAUAAGAAGAUUAAGAUUGAAGAUCAAUCAAAUGAAAAUGAGGAAGAUAUUAGUAUCAAAUAUCUCUCAGUAGAUACCAAAGAAGUAGAAAGAAAGAAUUUUUAUUCAAAUAUGAUCAUUUUUCAAUACAUUAAAGCUUGCAUAAACUCUAAAGUUAUAAUAAAGGAACAAAAUCAAGAUUUAUUGAAAUGCAAAUUUGAAAUUAUAGAGGUCAUUUUUGGAGCUAUGAAAACAAUUUUAAAGAGUUUUGGAAACGAAUUUCUACUAAGUAUGGGAUAUAAGUUUGACAAUACAAAACUUAUUUUAGAUCAAGUAUAUAGAGAAACCUAUCUAAAUGAUGAGUUUUUGGCCAACUUAACCAUUUUAGAGUACAAGAGAUUUUUUGAUCAUUAUAUUUAUAAGAUUAUUUUGUAUUCUCUAAACAUUAAAGGACUUAAAUAUGACUGGAAUUGUAAUAAAUUACUUUUAUUCAAGUUUCUUGAGAAUUUAAUCUCUAUUAUUCAAUAUUACCAGACUAAUUCCAAUCAAAAUCCAAGAGGAUCUAUUCAUGAUACUAGUAAUUGUAAUAUUAGUUUUAUAGUCAAGUAUUUAACAAGUAUGUGGAUCUCAAUUGUAAGUAAGUUAAAUACUUCAAGACAAAACAGUUUAUUUUAUUACUUGGAUAAUAUAAAUAUUGAGAAAAGAGAUGAUAUCAAAAUAAAAAACAGUUUUCCUACUCUGGAUUUGAACCUUUUAUAUUUUCAACUUAAACUAAUAUUACUAGUAAACAAAACUUUGUAUAAUUAUGAGAUAUUAAUUCAAGGAUUUUUUCAGGAUUAUAUCCAAGAAGGAAAACUUAGUAAAGAAUUCUUAGAAAGAAACAUGGAUUUGAUUAUAUUAUUAUUACUUGUUAAUUCUUUAGGUAAACAUUUAACUAAAGAUCAACAAAGUGUUGAAAACCAAAAAUAUGAAUUACUAAUUAAUAUUAUAAAUUUCAAGGGAAUACUUGGUCAGUUUAAGUUAGAUUUGAAUUCAAUAGAUAAGAACAAAUUAUUUGAUUUUAUUGAUAUUAAUGAUUAUAUAGUUCAAGUAAUUGAAAAAAGGUUAAGAUUUGAAUUACUGGAUAUACAAAAUAAUAACUCAUUAGAUUCUGAUAUUCGAAUUAAAUCAAUAAAUACUUUACUAGGAAAUGUUUUUAACAAUUGGAUACAUAAGGAUGAGGUAAGAUGUAAAAUCUUGAAAGGAUUUGAGAAUAAUAAUAAGAAAAUGAUUAAAUAUCAAGUUAGUUUUAUGAAUAAUAUGGAAUAUUAUUAUAAGUUAUUAUGUGAAACAGGAUUUCAAACAGAAUUUGAUAUAAGUGAAAUUAUUUUUGGUUUUAUUGAAAUGUCUUUACUUUUAAUGGAUAAAAAAGAGGAGCAAAGAGAAGAAUUGAAUGAAAUUGAUUAUAUGAUCAAAAUGAAUAUUUUGGAGUUAAAUUAUUAUCAAAUGUGUGUUUUUAACUCAAAAUAUGAAGGAAAUAAUAUAAAAAAACAAGUUUUUGAAAGUUUUAUCAUUUUUAAAGAUGAUAAAUAUUCUAUAAAGAUUGAAGAAUUCUUAAAAGGCUUGGCAAUAGUAAUUAGAGAUUUAGGGUUGAGAGAAGGAGAAGAGAGAGUAAGAUUAUUGAUUAUUUCUUUUUUGGAUAUAUAUAUUAAAUUAAGAAUUAAUAAUAAACUUCUUUUUAAUUUAUUAUUUUCUAUUGAUUUAAAUAUUAAAGAAAUAAUUAACAAUGGAAAUAUUGAAAUAAUAACUGACAAAAAACAGAAUUAUAGUUUAAGUGGAUAUUUAAUAGACACUAUAUUAGAUAAUAUAACAAAUUAUGAGUUAGUAUCAUUAACUAGAGAACUUAUUUUAAAAGAUAAAGAGGAAAAAGAGAGAAUUUUUGGGUUCUCUAGAAUCAUUUUUUUGUCUAGAUUGAUAGAAAAGUUGUUUCAAGUAUACACCUAUAUGAUGGAAGAAGAAGAGGAAAAAGAACAAAAACGAGCAGAAGAAGGGGUUCAAGGAAGAACAGAAAGAGAGUUUCAAGAAAAAACACAAGAAAAUAAGAAUGCUUUUGAGUACUUUACGUUGUCUUUUGUGGACUUAAUAAGGAUUUUUAUAGAUACUGAUAUCUUAAAACAUUAUAAAGUAAGGUUAUAUAGUAUUAAGAAUGAGAAGAAAGAUAAUUAUGGGAAUGGUUUGGAAUUAAAUAUACCAAUAGAGAUUUUUGGAUUUAGAAGACAAUUUAGAAGAAAUAAUGGAUUAUUAGUUCGAGUAUUUAUGUAUAUCAUGGUGUAUUUGUUUCCUUAUGUCUAUUUAAGAGCAGAAAAAUUGGAAAUAAUGGGAAUAAAAGACAUAAAUAAGAAUCAAGAGGUUGCAAAUAGUGAAUAUUACAGAAACCAAUUAGGAGUAAUGGACUUAGAGUCUAUCCCUAUUGGAUAUAAGUUAAUUUUGAUUUUGGAUCAUCUAGAAUUAAAUAAGUUAGUAGUUAGAAGAGAGAAAGAGUUUUUUGGAGGUCAAUUUUCUUUGGAUUUGGAAUUAGCUAUAAUAAAAAGUGCAACAAAAGAACUUAUUGAUUUGUUUAAUUUCUAUGAGGAAUUCGAGCAAAAUGAAAACAAAGAAAAGGAUAAAGGUAAAGAGAAAAUGGAAGAUGAAAAGAUUCAAGAAGAUUUUGAUAAAAGGAUCUUUAAGAAGAUGUUAAAAUCAUUUAAAGUUUUUCCAAUAUUAAUAGGAGAACCUCAAAAAUCAAAAAUGAAAUUUUCUAUAGAAAAUGGAAAAAUAAUGUUAAGAAUUGAAGAUGAGAGAAAAAUGUUUUGGGAAAUAUUGGAUUUAUUGGUAUUCAAGAAUCAAGAAAGUAAGAAAAAAAUGAGUUUUGGAUGCAAAAGAAGGCAUAUUAUGGUUAACUCAAAUUUGAUUUUUACUUUUCUGAUUGAUUUAUAUUCUCAAUAUAAAAAUAAUAGAGAAAAAAAAGAGAAAUAUAAUAGUAAUGAUAAUACAUUAAUUAGUGAGAUAGUAUAUUUGGGUUAUUUACUACAUUAUGAGAGUUUUAAGAAAAGAAAAAAUCCAUCACAAGAAGAUCAAAAGAUGAUCAUAUCUAUAUUAAUAGAAUGUUAUAAUGUAAUAUUAUUAAAAUUUCAGACUUUAUUUGGUAUAGAAAAUCAAUUGGAAAUAAAUCAUUAUUUAAGGUUAUACUAUUAUUAUAUUAUAUUAGUACCGGUAUUAAUGGACAGAUUAAAUAAUCCAAUAUAUUAUUGUUUAAGGAGUUAUUUAAUUCAAUUAAGAGAGGAGAAAUGUAAAGAAAUAGGAUUAAUAGAAAAAAAGUAUUUGAAUUUUAUUUUGGAUUAUGAUUUAAAUGAAUCAUUUUAUGAAUUAUUAAUUCAAAUAAAAGAAAUAAAGGAAUAUCAAAAUAAAUAUCCAAUAGGUUUUAUAGAAUCAAGCAAAACUUUUAUAAACAAUAGUAAACAUAUUUUGGAUAGUUAUGGUAAUAAUAAAGAAUCAGAUUUUCUUUUAAUUAUAUUAUUAGCAAGUACUUUGUAUAUAGCAAAAAUUAAACAGAUGAGAUUUUUCCAAUAUAGAAAAAGUAUAUAUAAUAAAUUGAGUAAUUUUGUAUUACUAAAAUUGAAUCGUAUUUUGGUAUUUUUAAAUAAGAUACAUGAGAUAUUAUUUGAAUAUUUAAAGAAAGAUGAUUUAAGCACUGAUAAUAAUUCAAGAAAUAUGAUUGUAAUAUUUAUUUUUAUAGAGUAUUUGUUAAUAUUAAAAGAAGAUGGAAAUAGUUCAAGUACUAAUAGUAGUGAUAAGAUAUUAGAUGAGAGUUUAAUAGAUUUAGAAAAGAAUCAAAGAGUGAAUUUAUUAAUUUCAAAAGAGUAUAUAAUGGAUUAUUUAAAGAUAACAAAGAUUGGUAAAUUUCAAUCUGAUAGUUUAUAUUACAAGAUUUUAAAUGAAUCUAAAAUAGAUAGAAAUAAUGAGGAAUAUUUUGAAAAUGAGGAUUAUAAUAUAAAUUGUAAAGAAUUUAAAAGUUUGAUAUUAGCAAAUCAUAAUAUAUUUUUGGUUAAUAAUAAAUUAAAGGAGACAUUAAUAGGCGAAGAAGAUAAAGGAGGAAUAAGACAAGAUAAGGAUGAUGGAGAGAGAAAUAAUAUAAAUGAUAAUGAAGAAGAAGCAAGGAAUAAUAGAGUAAAAGAAAGGAUGAGAUUAGUAAAAUAUUGGUAUCAUUAUUAUUCAAUUUAUUUGAAUAAUAAUUAUAUAGAUUUUGAUAAUAAACAUAUUUCAGAAUUUAAUUGGUUAAAUCCAAAUUUGAAGAGAUUAAAAUAUACUUUAAAUGAUUUUCCAUAUAAUUCAAAGUUGAUGAAAAAUUCAGAUUUAACUUUUAAUUUGAAUGAUGGAAGACCAGAGAACGAUUAUAUUUAUGAUUUAGGACUUAUAAUUCCAAUAAUUAAUUCAAGAUUUAAGUUAGCUUACUCAAUAUUAAGAGAGAGAGGUUUUCAGAAUUCAAAGAAUAAGAAUUUAGGUAAUGAUAACAGAGAAGAAAAUAAUAAGGAGUUGAUUGGAGAUACAGAUAAUCAAGAAGUAGGAGGAGAUACUCGAACUUGUUCAGGUUUUGUGAAGGAUUACGGUCAAUUAAGUGGGUCACGAUUUUUUAACAAUGUGAUAGAUAAUAACUUUAUUUGGUUGAGAAAUUUUUGUAAAAAUGGAUCUCUUCAAUUACUAAUAAAUUCUUUAUCUUGUACAGAUAUUUCCUUAAGGUACUAUUCUUACCAAACCUUGAGUUUACUUUAUGAAAUUGUGAGCUUUCACUAUAAUAAAUAUCUCCAGAGGUUGAGGGAGCAGGAGCAGGAUGAGCAUGAACGAGAGGAGCAGGAACAAGAUGAGGGGGAACAGAAUGAGCAGGAGCAUGAUGAACAGGAAGAGGAAGAACAGGAGCAGGAUGAACAGGAACAGGAUGAACAGGAACAGGAUGAACGGGAAGAGGAUGAACAGGAACAGGGCGAACAAAAACAGGAGGAAAAAAUAGAGGUUAUAAAUAAGAAGAAGAGAAACAAAAAACAGAGAAAGAAACACAUAAGAUAUAUAUUCAAAGAGCUUCCUCAGAUAUUUAUGAUUUUGAAUACAUUAAAAAACACAGUAUCGGGAACAUUGGUGAAUGAGAACCAAGAAAUAGAAAUUGAAGAAAAAGACGAGAACUCUGAUAAAAUGAUUAAAGAGACAGAAAGCAAGCAUGAGGAUUGCAUCAGAUUAUCAUCUUUUCUGACAAGAUUUAUAUCAGAUUCUAUUGAGGUUAUAUUUGAACCUGAAAAUAAAUUAUUUAAACAAAUUAACUACUUUAUAUUAUCCAGGCCAUUUUUGGACAGAUAUGAUAUUCCUAUGGUAUUUAAUUUUUUGUAUUCAGAAAAUGCAAAUGACCAUUACAUACACAAAUCUUUUAUAUUUAAUGAAUUAGAGACAAGCAUUAAAAUAUUGAGAUAUUUAAAAAAUGUUAAAGGUUUAGAACUAGAGCAAGAACAUGAUUCUAUAAAUAGAAGAUUCAUUUUUCCUCUUUUAUUGAAUUAUAUAAAAACAAAUAAUAUAUAUUCUCAGCAUAAUUACUUUGAGAAUACUAUACAUAUUUUAAAUAUAAUACUAAAUAUGAUUAAUAAUAAAGAGUCAAAUAUUAUUUAUCACAAUCUUGAGAAUAUUGAUCAAGAUAUAGAUUUACAGAUUAAACAAAAUUUAACACAGGAUUUGAAUUUGGAAUCUGAAAUGAAAUCUAUGAAAAUAAUUAAUAAUUCUCUUACAUUUUCAAAUCCAAAUGUUGAAAUAUUACUUAAAGAUAAGGUAAAUAGAAGCAUAAGUAAAGUAAAUCAAGCUAAUAACUUACCUUCUUCUGUGACUUUAAUAAUACAAAUGAUUAAUCAAUAUUCACUAUUAGACUUUAUAAGAAAUUUAAUACAACAGAUUUCAAUUUCUAAUUAUAAUAAAUUAAAUAAUAAUAAACAUUUUAAGGAAAUGAUUCAGUUAUUAGUUAAUAUAUUACUAGUAAUUACUGGUAAUAUAUUCAAUGGAAAUUAUGAUGAAAAUUAUAAAGGAGGAAUUUUUUACAAGCUUAAGUAUUAUAAUAAUGAUAAUUUGAAUAAAACAAUUUUGAAGUUUCUUGGAGGUUAUAGUAAUUCUUAUUGGGUAUUCCAAAAGCUUUUAACAUGUAUUAGGUUGGCAUCUAAUCCAAAGAUUUCAAAAUUUUAUGAUUCAAAUAUGUUUUCAAAUAUAUAUUACAUUUGGUUUAAUUCUUAUAUUGGACUACUUUACUGUAAUAAAUAUUUAUUCAAAGAUAUUGAAAAUCCAAAACUUUUUAAUGAACUUAUUUUUGAUUAUCAAGAAUUUCUAUCUAGUUAUUUUCAGAACCUUAUUAAUCUAAAUUAA
This is a messenger RNA of Cryptosporidium ubiquitum, 8322 nucleotides long. RefSeq lists its product as uncharacterized. NCBI's taxonomy places the organism in Eukaryota, Apicomplexa, Conoidasida, Eucoccidiorida, Cryptosporidiidae. Gene Ontology annotation, biological process: maturation of 5.8S rRNA from tricistronic rRNA transcript (SSU-rRNA, 5.8S rRNA, LSU-rRNA); maturation of LSU-rRNA from tricistronic rRNA transcript (SSU-rRNA, 5.8S rRNA, LSU-rRNA). The transcript has a single exon. Bases 1 to 8322 code for a protein of 2773 amino acids. Gene Ontology annotation, cellular component: nucleolus. The record is from RefSeq and is a predicted model, not a curated record.